Messenger RNA from Schistocerca nitens (vagrant locust), 2511 nucleotides. RefSeq names its product all trans-polyprenyl-diphosphate synthase PDSS2 (gene Pdss2). Gene Ontology annotation, biological process: ubiquinone biosynthetic process; isoprenoid biosynthetic process. The transcript has 6 exons. Gene Ontology annotation, molecular function: prenyltransferase activity. NCBI's taxonomy places the organism in Eukaryota, Metazoa, Arthropoda, Insecta, Orthoptera, Acrididae. The coding region runs from base 790 to 2037 and encodes 415 amino acids. Gene Ontology annotation, cellular component: mitochondrion; transferase complex. The record is from RefSeq and is a predicted model, not a curated record.
AGUACCCUAAAAUAUUCGUUUUAAAAACUUGUAGGAUUGUUGGAUAAUUGAAGAAAAUAUUGUAUUGAGUGUUUAGGGGUGAAGUAUUGUUUCUUUAAACGGGUGACUACUCACACCACUCGCUAUGAUGAUGAUCACUGACUAAGAUACAUCUCAUUUUUGAACUUGCGGCAAAGUUCUCGCGGCUAGAAACCUACAAGUACAGAAAACAAAACAAACUCAUAGAAAAAGAAGAAAUUAAACUAAAAAAUCGUGAGAAAAACGUUUAAACCAUACUUGCAGCCUCUGACAGGUACCCAGUGUACUACCACAACUGCGGUAUGUUGCCGUAGGCUCGAAGCCCAAGCAGUCUUAGUUGUGUCCUGGCCGUUUAGUGGUUACUAUGCAGAUCCAUAUCCUCCCCCUGGUUUAUUAAAAAAUGAUUUCAUAUGAUAAGUACCGACGAUAGUUUACAGUAUACAAGGCUAAGUAGUAUCUAGCAAAGGGCUGAACUGUCAAAGCUACCAGUAAUUAUCCGUCAACAUUUCACGAAAACAAUUUAUCAGCUUAAUUUCUUUUGUAGUAAUUUUGAAGGAUUCUAAAGGGCGCAGAAAAAAUGUGCACAAUGGAAAAAAAAUUUCUGAAGAAAGAGAGGGAGAUGGUUUAUGUAGGAAGCGCUUUCACUGCGACAAACAGGUUAUGACACAGAUUCACGAGACACUUUCCUACACGGCAUACCGAACAGUAAUGUGAUUCUCUCCUUGCUUUCACCGUUGACAGCAAGCACAGAGACGAAUCGCUGUGUCUAAAAUGUUUGUGCAGUCGAUUAAAUGUGGAUUGUUUCGGAAAUGUGGAGUACUCUUGACGCACAAGAAUGGAACAGCUGAUCAGCUAGCGCCCGUUGUUCUACAAAGACUUCUCUUCGAUAAAACAUAUCAUGUAAGCAGUGGGCGACUUGGUGCAGUUAAACUGACACACAAUCAGAAACCAGACUGGAACAAAGCUGUCUCCGAAGCAGAAAAAAUAGUUGGAUACCCUACCUCAUUUCUCAGUUUACGGUGGCUUUUAAGCGACGAAAUUGCUAACGUUGCUCUCCACCUCAGGAAAUUAGUGGGUUCAAACCACCCUCUGCUGAAAACUGCUAAGGGUUUGUUAUACAAUGGUCGCAAUAACAUGCAAGCCUGGGGACUAAUUGUACUGCUAAUUUCCAAAGCUGCAGGACAUUUGAAUGUGGAAGAAAUGGAGGAAGAUAAAGCAGCAGGGGUUCUCCACAGUCAGCGAGCCUUAGCAGAAGUUACAGAAAUGAUCCGCACAAGUCACCUGGUCCAUAAAGGCAUGGUUAAUAUAUAUCCUGGCCUUUACCCUGAAGCUGCUGAUCUGGGUGAUAUGACUUUUGGCAACAAGAUUGCUUUGCUAAGUGGUGAUUACUUGCUGGCUAAUUCUUGUAUGGAGCUGGCAUCUCUGCGCAAUCAAGAUCUGGUUGAGUUGAUGAGCAGUGCUGUGAGAGAUUUAGCUGAAGCUGAAUUUGUGGGAAGGCGAGACAAACAGAACAAUCCAUUACCUUGGCCUCCAGGUACUCCAGGUUAUCGUGAUGCUGAAGAAGACUGGACAAUACGUAAUGUGCUUUCUGCUGGUAGCUUGCUUGGCAAAUCAUGUCAAGGAACACUCAAACUUGCGGGACAUGGACCGCAACUGCAGCAACAAGGGUACCUCUUUGGCAAACACCUUGCGCUUGCUUGGCAGGCAUGCCUUGAUCUUGAACCUUUUGCAUCACAUUAUACACCAGAUUCGCCCUUUAACUUGACAUCAGCACCUAUAUUGUUUCAUUUAGAACAUGAUGCGAAACUUUACAAGGAAAUAGAGAAAGGACAUGAAUCGGUGCUGAAUGUUGAUUACACGAAGGUACACAGCAUUGUCCAAAAAGGCCCUGGAAUCAAACGUACAAAACAACUUCAAAAAAAGCACUCCCAGAAAGCAAUGGAAGUUCUAAAAGUGUUUGAUGAAAGUGAUGCUCGUACUGCACUGUCAAACAUUAUAGUUGCUAUGGGUGAACUGUAAGUGUAUGUACUGUGGAAAAAAAAGUAAAUCAGUGGAAAAAUCAAGAUGGAGACUCAUUAAUGUUAAGAGGAAAAAUUGGGUCUGUUCUUGUGUUAUUCCUAGAGGAGUACUUCUUCAUGGAGCCUUGCAGUUUGUGAUUUUUUAGGCACCCCUACAUGUGUAUUAUCUAUUCUCAUGCAAAUAAGGCAAAAAAAAAACUGAUAUAUGAAAUAUGUAAGACACAAAUAAUAAUAGAGCAGAUUUUAACAUCUAUUAUUUCAAUUUAAAGUGAAGAGGUAACUGAAAACUGACAGUGUAAAUUAUGAAAAUAAUUCCUGUAAUGUGAAGUAUGUCAGUCAGUUGUUGGUGGCUCACCUCCAUUGUGAAAACUUGAAGAUGAAAGUACUUAAAUUCUGCAAUACUAAGAGACUUACACAUACAAUGCUCAAUUAAGUGAGUCAGUAUGAGGAACCUGUUUUACAGCAAUAAAAAAAA